AUGGUUUCUUCGGCCAGGACAGCUUCAAGCCUGUUAUCCGACGAGGCGAGUUGGGAGGUGCCCUUCAUAUAUGGCACAGCGUGGAAGAAAGAGAAGUCCAAGCUGCUGGUGAAGACGGCGAUCGCGAAAGGGUUCCGCAAAGUGGACACCGCAGCCCAGCCUAAACAUUACCAAGAACCAUUGGUAGGAGAGGCGUUGAGAGAAUCGUUUGCGAGUGGGAUUCUGAAGCGGGAGGAACUCUAUUUGCAAACCAAGUACACCACAACUGCUGGACAAGACCUGAACAACAUGCCCUACGAUCCGUCAGCACCUUUAGAAGCGCAAAUCCAUGCCUCUGUCGCAUCAUCCCUUGAUAAUCUGCGACCAAAAGGCGAAUCGAAGGAAGAGAGCUACAUUGAUUGUCUGCUUCUGCAUUCGCCUCUACCGACGAUCGAACAGACACUUCAAGCCUGGAGAAUCUUGGAAUCAUACGUUCCUCACAAGAUCAAAGCACUCGGAAUCUCCAAUACCACCCUGCAAGUCCUCCAAACAAUUCACGAGAAUGCCACCAUCAAGCCGGCAGUGGUGCAAAACCGCUUCUAUCAGCAAACGCGAUACGACGUCCCACUUCGUUCAUUUUGCAACGAGAAUGGGAUUACCUAUCAAUCGUUCUGGACAUUGACAGGUAAUCCACGCCUACUUGGCAGUGGACCAAUCAAGACACUUUCUGGCUCUACUGGUGUUUCCGAUUCAGUGGCGCUUUAUGCUUUGGUUGUGGACCAGGGCAUUGUUGUAUUGAACGGCACGACUUCUGCUGUCCACAUGGAAGAAGACCUGAGCGGUAUACGACGUGUUCGUGAAUGGGCAAAAGCGCACGAGAAUGAAUGGUCACAGAUCAGUCAUGGUUUCAGGAACUCCAUUGACUCACAAGGCUUGUGA
Molecule: messenger RNA, 918 nt
Organism: Didymosphaeria variabile
Lineage: Eukaryota; Fungi; Ascomycota; Dothideomycetes; Pleosporales; Didymosphaeriaceae
Exons: 2
Coding region: 1-918 (305 amino acids)
Cellular component (GO): cytosol
Molecular function (GO): aldose reductase (NADPH) activity
Source: RefSeq, a predicted model, not a curated record